CAAAUUCAAAUCUCAGGACGAAUACAGACUACACCAUGCCAAAGGAUAUCAAAGGGUUCACCGUCUUGCCUAUCGUGAUAGGCGGGGACAAGGCUCCAGAGGCACCCACCCAUUACAUUUACGUCAAGAAGCACGACUCCAAAGGCUCAACCGACAACCGGUCCUUGUUCAUUUGCAACGUCCCCAUAGAAACCGAGAUCUCAGCAGUAAGGAAAUACUUUCAAGAAACCGCCAUAGGGGCCACCGUGGAAGAGUUCGUGCCCAGCUUGUUGACAGAUUACCCUGAAGACAUCUGGGUCAAUUUGACCAAACUCACGUCCGACUUGGAAGUCAACCCUGAGAUGGCUCACCUCGAAGAGUCUGGGGCGUCCAAAUUACCCAAGAACUGUGGCAUCGUCACCUUCGUGGACAAAUCUGCAUGCCAGUUGGCGUACUCAGCAUUGAAGAAGCUUGCUUCUAGCGAAAAGACCUCGCAGUGGCCGGCUCCCCUUUCCACCUCUGCAUCGGUCCACUACGCCACCAAAUACAGAAACCAGAUCUUGGACACCGCUCAGUUGUCACUUGCAGUGGCCCAGUCGUUGGUAGACUUCGAAAAGGCGGAGCAGGAGUCCUACGAGGCGCUCCAGCAACAGACACAAUUAGUGGACGAGGAUGGGUUUACGUUGGUGGUGGGAUCACAUAGAAAGACCAAGGCAGGUGUGUUGGGCAAGCAGCAGUUGACCAACUCAGCCGAGCUUGCCAAGGCCCAGGCCAAGAUGAAGAAGAAGGAGAAGGAGGACUUUUACCGUUUCCAGUUGAGACAGAGGAAGAAGGAGGAGAUGAACGACUUGUUGCAGAAGUUCAAGGCCGACCAGGACAAGGUGAGAGUUAUGAGGGAGAAGAAGAGGUUCAGGCCAUACUAGUAGUGUAUAUUAAUAGAUUAGUCAAAUCGUAUGUUGUAAUUUGAAUCUUAACAAUAGGGACAUUGAAAUGCGA
This is a messenger RNA of Suhomyces tanzawaensis NRRL Y-17324, 975 nucleotides long. RefSeq lists its product as uncharacterized. The record is from RefSeq and is a predicted model, not a curated record. Bases 36 to 902 code for a protein of 288 amino acids. Gene Ontology annotation, biological process: rRNA processing; ribosomal small subunit assembly. The transcript has a single exon. Lineage: Eukaryota; Fungi; Ascomycota; Pichiomycetes; Serinales; Debaryomycetaceae. Gene Ontology annotation, cellular component: CURI complex; UTP-C complex.